GUCGGCGGCCCGGCGACGAACCCGGCGGCGGCCGAGCAGGCUCUCCCCACGCCCGCCCGCACCCGCGCCGCCGGUGCCGAGGGGCGCGGGGUCGCGCCGUGACGUGCUGGAGGCGCGGCGGAGGCGCCAGAUGGCUGAGAGCUAGCAAGGAAAAUUCAGGACCAUGAUGGCUCAGUUCCCCACAGCUAUGAAUGGAGGGCCAAACAUGUGGGCUAUUACCUCUGAGGAACGGACUAAGCAUGACAAGCAAUUUGAUAACCUCAAGCCCGCAGGAGGUUACAUAACAGGUGAUCAAGCACGUACAUUUUUCUUACAGUCAGGCCUGCCAGCUCCUGUUUUAGCUGAAAUAUGGGCUCUAUCAGACCUCAACAAGGACGGGAAGAUGGAUCAGCAAGAGUUCUCCAUAGCUAUGAAACUCAUCAAACUGAAGCUGCAGGGCCAGCAGUUGCCUGUGGUUCUCCCUCCUAUUAUGAAACAACCUCCUAUGUUCUCUCCAUUAAUUUCUGCUCGUUUUGGAAUGGGAAGCAUGCCCAACCUAUCCGUUCCUCAGCCAUUGCCUCCAGUCGCACCUAUAGCAACAGCCUUGUCCCCUGCGACUUCAGGGACCACCCUUCCUCCCUUAAUGAUGCCUGCUCCCCUCGUGCCUUCUGUUAGCACUUCAUCAUUACCAAAUGGAACUGCCAGUCUCAUCCAGCCUUUGUCCAUUCCUUAUUCUUCUUCAACAUUGCCUCAUACGUCAUCUUACAGUGUGAUGAUGGGAGGAUUUGGUGGUGCUAGUAUACAGAAAGCCCAGUCUCUGAUUGAUUUAGGGUCCAGUAGCUCAACUUCCUCAACUGCUUCACUCUCAGGGAACUCGCCCAAGACUGGGACCGCAGAGUGGGCAGUUCCGCAGCCUUCAAGAUUAAAAUAUCGGCAGAAAUUCAAUAGUCUUGACAAAAGCAUGAGCGGAUACCUCUCAGGUUUUCAAGCUAGAAAUGCCCUUCUUCAAUCAAAUCUUUCCCAAACUCAGCUAGCUACUAUUUGGACUCUGGCUGACAUUGAUGGUGACGGACAGCUAAAAGCUGAAGAGUUUAUCCUGGCGAUGCACCUCACUGACAUGGCCAAAGCUGGACAGCCCUUGCCCCUGACGUUACCUCCUGAGCUGGUCCCUCCGUCCUUUCGAGGAGGGAAGCAAAUCGAUUCUAUUAAUGGAACUCUGCCUUCAUAUCAGAAAAUACAAGAAGAAGAACCUCAGAAAAAAUUACCAGUUACGUUUGAGGACAAGCGGAAAGCCAACUAUGAGCGGGGAAACAUGGAACUGGAGAAGCGACGCCAAGCCCUGAUGGAGCAGCAACAGAGGGAGGCAGAGCGCAAAGCCCAGAAAGAAAAGGAAGAGUGGGAACGAAAACAGAGAGAAUUACAAGAGCAAGAAUGGAAGAAGCAACUUGAGUUAGAAAAACGCUUGGAGAAGCAGAGGGAAUUGGAGCGACAACGGGAGGAGGAACGGAGAAAAGAGAUAGAAAGACGAGAGGCAGCAAAACAGGAACUUGAAAGACAGCGUCGUUUGGAGUGGGAGAGAAUUCGUAGACAGGAGCUUCUCAGCCAGAGGAAUAGAGAACAGGAAGAAAUUGUCAGGUUGAACUCUAAAAAGAAGAGUCUUCACCUCGAGUUGGAAGCACUGAAUGGCAAACACCAGCAGAUCUCAGGCAGACUCCAAGACGUCCGACUCAGAAAACAAACUCAAAAGACUGAGCUGGAAGUUCUGGAUAAGCAGUGUGACCUGGAGAUUAUGGAGAUCCGGCAACUCCAGCAAGAGCUUCAGGAAUAUCAAAAUAAGCUUAUCUAUUUGGUACCUGAGAAGCAAUUACUAAAUGAAAGAAUUAAAAACAUGCAGCUCGGUAAUACACCUGAUUUAGGGAUCGAUCUACUUCAUAAAAAAUCAUUAGAAAAGGAAGAAUUAUGCCAAAGACUUAAAGAACAGUUAGAUGCACUUGAAAAAGAAACUGCAUCUAAGCUAUCAGAAAUGGAUUCAUUUAACAAUCAACUAAAGUGUGGGAAUAUGGAUGACUCUGUUCUUCAGUGCCUUUUGUCUCUGCUAAGCUGUCUCAACAACCUCUUCCUCUUACUUAAGGAACUGAGAAAAAGCUACAAUACACAGCAGUUGGCCCUUGAACAACUUCAUAAGAUCAAGCAUAACAAGUUGAAGGAAAUUGAAAGAAAAAAGUCAGAGCUAAUACAGAAAAAGAAACUAGAAGAUGAGGCUAUAAGGAAAGCAAAGCAAGGAAAAGAAAAUUUAUGGAGAGAAAAUCUUAGAAAGGAGGGAGAAGAAAAACAAAAGCGACUCCAGGAAGAAAAGACACAAGAAAAAGUUCAAGAAGAGGAAAAGAAAACCGAGGAGAAACGAUGUGAGCCAGCUAGAGAUUUAGUGAAUUACAGAGCUUUGUAUCGCUUUGAAGCGAGGAACCAUGAUGAGAUGAGUUUUAAUUCUGGGGAUAUAAUACAGGUUGAUGAAAAAACCACAGGAGAACCUGGUUGGCUUUAUGGUAGUUUCCAAGGAAAUUUUGGCUGGUUUCCAUGCAAUUAUGUAGAAAAAAUGCCAUCAUGUGAAAAAUCUGUAUCUCCUAAGAAGGCCUUACUUCCUCCUACAGUAUCUUUAUCUGCUACCUCACCUUCUUCUGAAUCACAGUCUUCAAAUCAGCCGGCAUCAGUGACUAAUUAUCAAAAUGUAUCUUUUUCAAACCUAACUGUUAAUACGUCGUGGCAGAAAAAAUCAGCUUUUACUCGCACCGUUUCUCCUGGUUCUGUGUCACCUAUUCAUGGACAGGGACAGGUUGUAGAAAACUUGAAAGCACAGGCCCUUUGUUCCUGGACUGCAAAGAAAGAUAACCACUUGAACUUCUCAAAACAUGAUAUUAUUACUGUCUUGGAGCAACAAGAAAAUUGGUGGUUUGGGGAGGUCCAUGGAGGAAGAGGGUGGUUUCCAAAAUCUUAUGUCAAAAUCAUCCCUGGGAGUGAAGUCAAGCGGGAAGAGCCAGAAGCUUUGUACGCAGCCGUAAACAAGAAACCUACCUCUGCAGCCUGUACAGUUGGAGAGGAGUAUAUUGCACUUUAUCCGUAUUCGAGUGUAGAACCUGGAGAUCUGACCUUCUCAGAAGGUGAAGAAAUAUUGGUGACACAGAAGGAUGGAGAAUGGUGGACAGGAAGUAUUGGAGACAGGACUGGAAUUUUUCCAUCAAAUUAUGUCAAACCCAAAGACCAAGAGGGUUUUGGGAGUGCGAGCAAAUCUGGAACAUCAAACAAGAAACCUGAGAUUGCUCAAGUAACUUCAGCAUAUGCAGCUUCUGGUUCUGAACAACUUAGCCUUGCACCAGGGCAGUUAAUACUAAUUUUAAAGAAAAAUACAAGUGGGUGGUGGCAAGGGGAGUUGCAGGCCAGAGGCAAAAAAAGACAGAAAGGAUGGUUCCCUGCCAGCCACGUUAAACUCCUGGGCCCGAGCAGUGAAAGAACAACGCCCGCCUUCCACCCUGUGUGUCAGGUGAUUGCCAUGUACGACUAUGUAGCAAAUAACGAGGAUGAGCUAAACUUCUCCAAGGGACAGGUCAUCAACGUUUUGAACAAGGAUGAUCCCGACUGGUGGCAGGGAGAAAUCAACGGGGUGACCGGUCUCUUCCCCUCGAACUACGUUAAGAUGACGACAGACUCAGAUCCGAGCCAACAGUGACCCAGUGUUGCCUUCCAGUGGGAAAGCACCCCAGAGACCCACUAUCCACGUCUGAGUAGCGUGCGGGCAGGCGGGCAGCCCUGGUCAGACGCCUCCUGCCCUGCUCAUUAACUUCGCUCGAGUGCUAGAGCCACUUGUGGUCACUCCCUCGUGUUUCUCAUUCACAGUGAAAAUCUGUUUGUAACAAGUUACAGGAUAGUGGGUCUUUGUGUGGCUUUCCCCGCUGCUCACUCUGGCAUCCUUUAGCAUUUUUCUUCUUUUUUAAUUUGGUUAAUUGUAGGUCAUUAGCAUGCACCUUGCGUUUUUCCUCACGUGGUGGGAAUUCAAACACACAAAGACCCACUAUUUGCACAAACUGUUCUCCCGGGGGUGGGAGGGGCUGUCGUGCUUUCUAAUGUUGCUGCAGCUUGUGUACUGAUUACAGAAUUCAGAUAAAAUCUGCUAAUGUUUUGCUCUUACAUUUGAUCUAAUCCUAAUCACGGUGAGCUCUUAAUUGAUUCAAUGUGUGAUUUGCCCCCAAAUAUGUACUGUUUACUCUGUUACUUUCCAAUAUGCCACUCUUCAGUAUUUAAAUUUGUUCAAGGCCAAGAACUGGAAAUAACCUCUUACCUAUUUUCUGUGUAUUUUGGGGUGGGAGCAAUAACACCCCUGGGGGGCUUUUCUUAGCUCGUAGGCGAGGAAGGGGACGAGCCCCGUCAGUGUGUGCAGAGUGGGGUGUGUUCCAUCUCCCGGGGCUGCCCCGGAGUACACGCUGCGCUGUGGUGGUUCUCAGCGUCUUCGUGUGCUCUGGGUCGAUGGAGGUGCUGCACCAUGUCCUGCAGCAGGCAGCUGUUACUUCUUCAUUGAUGGCCCACAAAUCAUUCACUUUUGGGGAAUGAAGGGCUCCCAUCAUUGACCACAAGAUAUGAAGCCUUCCGUAGUUUAGGCAGAGCCUUUCUAUCUACAAUACAUUUUAAAGUCAAAAUUCGUGGUAUCUGUUUAAUUAGGUGACCACAUAUCCCGAGUCACAAAAGGACACUGGUUGACAUUCUUCUUAGUGUAUUUAGUCAAGAUCAUAAGGAAUCCUUGAAGAGUUUAAAUGCCCCUGAAGCAGGCACACAGGCUUUAUCUAGUCAAGAAUGAACUUGAGCGAAGGAGAGAUGCGUGGGUUAGUGUUCCUCUGUGUCCCUAGAGCUGGGGGCUAGAAGACUGCCUUCACCAUCCCGAAUUCUCUGGCUACUCUCUGUUCUUCAACCACAUGGCUACUUUGGCAUAGGAUUUUACUUUUUCUUGGAUGAAACACUUUAAAGAUGGUAAACAUUAUUGAAAACUAAAAAUGUGAGAUUACUUAGCUGAAACAAAAAGGAGUUUUAGUGGGCACUGUUGAACUGUUUUGGGAAGUCAAUGACAAGUUUAUGCAAUUUAAAAUGUUUACAGAUUGCAGUGCAAUCUACUGUUUAUGCAUGUCAGAGUGCUAGCAGGAAGAGCACGCACACGGUUAGUCUUCCUCACGGAGUUCUCUGAGAAGAGUGAAACAUGUUUCUGUAUCUUUGAGUUGAAGUUAAAAGCAUACUUGUGCAAUAUUUAUGUUAAUGUGCCUAUACAUUAAGAAUGAUUCCAGUCAUACAUUGCCUAAAUCAUAACUUUACAACACUUGAGGGAGAAUCAACAGUUUAGUUACAACCUCACCAGGUUGGAAUGUCUGUCCGUGUCCAAAGUGCUGCACGUUGCUGGGGCGUGUGGCGACAUGUCUGUGCUCCCUGGGGUAGGGAUUUGUAGUUAUCAGGCCACCGCAGUUGUUAGCCUUUGGCAUCAUUAUGAUACUUUUAUAAAGUGACAUUAAUUGGAAAGCAAUAAUAUCACUGUGUAGGUGGAGUAACAGACUUGCCUGCGUCACCAAAGGAGACAGUGCAAAUAUUGAGUCCUGGGGAACCCAGCUGAUGUCCCAUGCUGUAUGGAUUACUUGGUCUUGCCUUAUCCCAUUCUGAACUUUCUGCUUUUGCGCCCAUUAGUUGGGUUCAGAUUAAAGACAGUUCCUUUAAGUCCAUUAUAAACCAUGAAGUUAGAAAUCAGAGCCCUGCUAAUUAGCCACACGAUUUGGUAUAACACUUUCUCAUUAUAAUUACUUUUUUUGCAUUUGGACUUACUAAUAUACUGAUAAAUUAUUUUAAUAUUUCAAAGGUAUCUUAUAGUGCAAAUCAUCACUUUAACACUGACAGAUUAUUAAGAAUGACAGUCAGGUAGAGCUUGGCAUCUGUACUCAGUUUGAAAAGAGUACACUCAUCAGGUGCCUGUGGACUAAAUCUCAUGACACAUCUUAGCUGAAUGUCAGUCCGGAAAACGUAUUUACUGUAUUUACGGAAACACCUCUCCUUCUGUGGGUAUUUCGUUACACAUUCAAGAGAAAGCUAAAAACAAAGUAGGAUGACAUACAGUGACCUGACCUCCCUAGAAGUGCACGCGGUCCUUCGCAGCACCUCAGUUCAGCCGUGCAUUUCCUCACUCGGUACGGGGCAGCUUUCAGUUUGCUUAGAAAGCAACAUCGAAAGGAAAGCGUUUAUAUGGAACACAGCAUUUUAGCAUGGGAACACCGCUGAAUAAACCCGGGCCCUGUAGGAGGUAAAGUUUAUUUAAAAAUUGUAAGAUCUGAUUGUCCUUUUUAAAGUACGUGAUUAAAUCUGAUGGGUUCUCCAGCAGUGAAAAAAAUCAAUUCUAAAACCAAAGCUGAUCUUUCAGAAAAUUUGAAUCAGCCCUACCCAUUGUAGAAUUUCCUCUAAAACUUUAUCUUAAAGAGUCAUUUUAAAAUAACAGAACUAUUAAAACAAUGUAACUGCAAUUUUAGUGUUUUAAAAGGCAAUGUGAGUACUGAUAGUUUUAAAAAAAAGUUCGGGAAGGAAAAGUAGAGGAAGAAAUGCCAAUUCCAGUCAAAGCUUUAUUUGCCAAAUUUCUUAGAAUGAAUUUUACCAAGUUACAAAUUCUUGUAAAUAGAAUCUGUACGGGAAAUUCUGAGAGACUUCUGCCUAACGCGGCGUUGUCGGAUGCUGCUGUGAUGCUACUGUAAUGUAAUAAAUUAUUAAAUUGUUGCAAAGUGCUGUUUUCGCCUUAAAAUUUUAUUUUGUGUGUCUUGAAAACUAUAGUAUUAAAGGUAUUGAGAUUUGUGCAAAUGCUGGGCACGCUUGGCAUGAGGUAAUCUGUUUUUAUUUUUACAAAAUUGUAAUAUAACUAUGCAAGUGUGUUUAUUAAAAGGACACAAAUGACA
Molecule: messenger RNA, 6938 nt
Organism: Phyllostomus discolor (pale spear-nosed bat)
Lineage: Eukaryota; Metazoa; Chordata; Mammalia; Chiroptera; Phyllostomidae
Gene: ITSN2
Product: intersectin 2
Exons: 30
Coding region: 164-3700 (1178 amino acids)
Biological process (GO): positive regulation of Rho protein signal transduction; clathrin-dependent synaptic vesicle endocytosis; endosomal transport
Cellular component (GO): presynaptic membrane; cytoplasm; clathrin-coated pit
Molecular function (GO): guanyl-nucleotide exchange factor activity; calcium ion binding; protein binding
Source: RefSeq, a predicted model, not a curated record